This is a messenger RNA of Jatropha curcas, 2136 nucleotides long. RefSeq names its product rhodanese-like domain protein. The record is from RefSeq and is a predicted model, not a curated record. NCBI's taxonomy places the organism in Eukaryota, Viridiplantae, Streptophyta, Magnoliopsida, Malpighiales, Euphorbiaceae.
AAACAUUUUCGCCCCGGGGGGAAUCUUUUCUUUAACCUUUUUCUAUUUGCCCUUUCGACAGACAACGGACUUUGGUCUCGCUGUUUUAUAACUUUCACUCGAUAGCUCAAAUCACUGCAAUGGCAGACAACGAGAAACAAGAUGGACAUCAAUACGGCGUGCUUCUCUAUUACAAAUUCACUCUAAUUCCCGAUCUCGAUUCCCUCCUCACUUUUUACCAGUCCAACUGCAGCUCCCUCUCCCUUCUGGGCCGCGUCCGCCUCUCCUCUCACGGCGUCAAUGUUACCGUUGGUGGCACGUUGUUAUCGCUGGAGAAGCAUAUAGCGGCCGUAAAGUCGAUUAGUUUCUUUGAAGGGACAGACUUUAAGCUCGCGUCUUCUCAUUAUCCUUUGAACGAUAAGGUUGCUCGUGAGUGCGGUUUCACUUCUCUCUCCAUUCGGAUUGUCGAGGAAUUAGUUACUUUUAGCUCACAUCCUUUGUUGAAACCACCAGAUGUUAUAAAUGCUGGAAGGCAUCUAUCUGCGCUUGAGUUCCAUUCUGUUCUUCAGAGUGCUCAGCAAUGUAUUGAGAAAGAGGGUUCUGCUGCCAAUGGAGGACUUGUUCUGUUAGAUGCAAGAAAUUUAUAUGAGACAAGGAUUGGGAAAUUUGAAAUGCCUACUGUGGAAACUCUAGAUCCCGGAAUCAGGCAGUAUAGUGAUCUGCCCUCCUGGAUUGAUGAUAAUUCUGAACAAUUAAGAGGAAAACAGGUGCUCAUGUAUUGCACUGGAGGAAUCAGAUGUGAGAUGGCAUCCGCCUAUAUUAGGUCAAAAGGUGCAGGAUUUGAAAAUGUAUUUCAGUUAUUUGGUGGAAUACAACGUUAUUUGGAACAAUUGCCUGAUGGUGGCUUUUUCAAAGGAAAGAAUUUUGUGUUUGAUCACCGGAUUUCUGUUGGAAGCUCGGAUGUGAAUAUCUUGGGUACCUGCCUUCUUUGUGGCGUGUCCUUUGAUGACUAUUCUUCACGUUGUAGAUGCUUUUAUUGCAGAAUGCUUGUUUUGGUCUGUGAUAGUUGUCAGACAAAGAAAGCUGUCUAUGCUUGUGAGCUAUGUCAGAAACAUGGUAAGAUCGUCAGCUUAACUCCCUCAAUUGAAAAUGGCAAACUGCAAGAAACAAUGCUAGAGAAUGAACUCAAAUGCAUUUCCUCAAAUACUGCACUCUUGCAUCAACAGCAUCAGGGACAGGGAAAUGGUCUCCCAAGAAAACUAAGAAUCUUAUGCUUGCACGGGUUCCGGCAGAAUGCCUCUGGUUUUAAAGGGAGAUCUGCGUCGUUGGCCAAGAAACUUAAAAAUAUUGCAGAGCUUGUUUUCAUUGAUGCACCCCAUGAACUGUCUUUCAUUUACCAACCUUGCGUCACAGAACCAGUUCAUGAUAAUGCAUCACAAGAAAUUCUUCCUCCAAAAGGAAAUUGCAAGAAGAAGUUUGCAUGGUUGGUCUCACCUGAUUUCAAAGGAUGGAGUGAAGCUGACUGGACAGUGGCAGAUGGUCCAUUUGAUCCUCUCCAGUACCAGCAACAAACUGAAGGUUUCAAUAUAUCAAUAUCAUAUUUGAGGACUGUAUUCACUCAGGAAGGGCCUUUUGAUGGGAUCCUAGGAUUUUCACAGGGUGCAGCCAUGGCUGCUUCAGUCUGUGCACUAGAACAGAGACUGAAGGGUGAAAUAAAUUUCAGAUUUGUGAUUUUAUGCUCUGGAUUUGCUCUAAAACUUUCAGAAGUCAAGCCUGGAUCAAUCAACUGCCCUUCACUUCAUAUAUUUGGCAGUGCUUUGGGCAAGGACAGGCAGAUUGCGAACCAAGCAAGCAGAGACCUGGCUUCCUUGUUUGAUGAAGGUUCAUCGGUUAUUAUCGAGCAUGAUUGUGGUCACAUAGUUCCUACUCGUCCUCCUUAUGUUGAUCGGAUAAGAGGCUUUCUUCAACGUUUUCUUUGAUGCAAUUGGAAAUUUUGGUUUGAUUGUAAACUGAUAAAUGUAUUCUAUCAUGAUGAUUGGAACUGUAAACUGACUUGAGCCAUAACCAAGAGACUUGGACUUGUUGGCUGAGCAUGUGUUGUGCUAGGAUGUAAUAGAGGUGCUCAUACAUAAUACGAGCAAACUUUUUCUUUUUUUU